Molecule: messenger RNA, 2455 nt
Organism: Dendrobium catenatum
Lineage: Eukaryota; Viridiplantae; Streptophyta; Magnoliopsida; Asparagales; Orchidaceae
Product: DEAD-box ATP-dependent RNA helicase 52B
Exons: 7
Coding region: 267-2201 (644 amino acids)
Cellular component (GO): nucleus
Molecular function (GO): RNA helicase activity; ATP binding; RNA binding
Source: RefSeq, a predicted model, not a curated record
AUUCUAUUUCAAGUCGAAGAUAUUUUUCGGUGGCAAAAAAGCUUAUUUCUUUUAGGGUUUCUUCUGCUGUGUUCUCUUGUUCUCUUUUUUUUCUCUCUGACCAUUGCGAAGGAAAAUCAAUCAAUUCUAGGGUUUCUUGGUGGGACGCUUCUUCUUUUCAGAAGAGAUAUACAUUAGAUUUCAUACUGGAAUUGUUUUCUCGAUCUGUACGACGUGCUUUGGGCUGUGUUUGGGAUUAGGUUUAAAGCGUGUUUGUCCUUCCAAUUAUGCGAUCAUCAUGGGCUGAUUCCGUCGCGAACGCCGAGAGCUCGGCGGGCGCGGCCUCUGGAUUCAACACCACCUCGUCCUCCAGCGCAGGUGUUGCGGUGACUUCUCGCCCUGAGCGCAAUUCUUACGUCCCUCCUCAUCUCCGUAAUCGUCCUGCUGCUUCAGAUCCCCCGGCCCCUUCUCACUCUGACGGCGGUUUUUCCGCUGUUAAGCCUUCAGGGUUCUCCGUACCUUCUGGUGGUAAUCGCUGGGGAAGCGGCAGUAGUGGCCAUGAUGCGGGCCGCCCAAACGUCGGUGGUGGGCGUCCCUUAGGUGGUGGUGGUGGUGGGUGGAACUCCCGGACCAGUGGUUGGGACCGAGGCAGGGAUCGGGAACCCAAUCCCUUUGGACAUGAGGAUGAGACAGCAGAAGCUGCUUUCGAUGAUCUGCAGAACACUGGGAUCAAUUUUGAUGCGUAUGAGGACAUUCCAGUUGAGACUAGCGGUGAUAAUGUGCCUCCGCCUGCUAAUACCUUUGCUGAGAUUGAUCUUGGAGCGGCUUUAAAUGAGAAUAUUAGGAGAUGCAAGUAUGUGAAGCCGACACCAGUGCAGCGACAUGCAAUCCCAAUCUCACUAUCAGGAAGAGAUCUGAUGGCUUGCGCACAGACAGGAUCAGGAAAGACUGCCGCAUUCUGCUUUCCUAUUAUAAGUGGGAUAAUGAGGAGCCCACCUUUACAGAAAACAAGAGGGGCUCGGAUUGUGUACCCACUUGCUCUGAUUUUAUCGCCAACCCGUGAACUUUCUGUUCAAAUACAUGAGGAGGCUAGGAAAUUUGCUUAUCAAACUGGUGUUAAGGUGGUGGUUACUUAUGGUGGAGCCCCCGUUAAUCAGCAGUUGCGAGACCUAGAGAGGGGCGUUGAUGUCCUUGUUGCAACUCCUGGCCGAUUGGUGGAUCUGCUUGAAAGGGCUAGAGUUUCAUUAUCGAUGAUCAGGUAUUUGGCCUUAGAUGAAGCUGAUAGAAUGCUUGAUAUGGGUUUUGAACCACAGAUCAGAAAGAUUGUGGAGCAGAUGGACAUGCCCCCGCCAGGUGUGAGGCAGACUAUGCUCUUCAGUGCCACCUUUCCAAAAGAGAUUCAGAGACUGGCUGCUGAUUUUCUUUCGAAAUAUAUCUUCCUAGCUGUGGGAAGGGUUGGGUCCAGCACUGAUUUGAUCGUUCAGAGAGUGGAAUUUGUUCAAGAAUCUGAUAAACGAAGCCAUCUUAUGGAUCUUCUUCAUGCCCAAAGAGCAAACGGGGUGCAGGGAAAGCAAGCGCUGACUUUAGUUUUUGUGGAGACAAAGAAAGGAGCUGAUUCCUUGGAGCAUUGGUUAUGUAUGAAUGGAUUUCCUGCAACUUCUAUUCAUGGCGAUAGAACACAGCAAGAACGCGAGUAUGCUCUGAGAUCUUUCAAAAGUGGUCAGGCUCCAAUUUUGGUGGCAACUGAUGUUGCAGCUCGGGGACUUGACAUUCCACAUGUGGCUCACGUAGUAAACUUCGACCUUCCUAAUGACAUUGAUGACUACGUGCACCGGAUUGGAAGAACAGGGAGAGCAGGAAAGUCAGGUUUGGCGACCGCCUUCUUUAAUGAUAGCAAUACCUCCAUGGCCAGACCUCUCUCUGAGCUCAUGCUGGAGUCAAACCAAGAGGUACCACCCUGGCUUAGUCGGUAUGCAGCUCGAUCUUCUUACGUCGGCGUCGGUCGUAAUCGGCGCUCUGGCGGUGGAGGCCGCUUUGGUGGCCGUGACUUCAGGAGGGACUCUUAUAACAGGGGUGGUGGCGGUGGCGGUGAUUACUAUGGCGGCGGUGGUGGCGGUGGCGGCGGUGGUGGCGGUUAUGGUGGUGGAGGAUCGGCCGGAUACAGUGGUGGCGGCGGAGGCUAUGGAGGCAACAACCCAGGGUUUACAAGCGCUUGGGACUGAUCCUUGGUAGCAUGUCUUAACACUGUAUUUUUGUCUGUUAUUUCUUAAGAUUAUAUAUUCUUGACUAGGCUUUAAUAUCUAAGGAUUAAGGUAUGGGGGUAAUUGCCCCCCCUUUUUUGACUUCACUUUAAUGAGUAAUGUCUCUUUUUAUUUGGCUUCCAUUGUUGUUUGGUUGGUUGUAUCUAGCGUUUGUUUGAUUGACCCUACUGUUCGUUUUGUUUUAAAAUAAUAGUUUCCAUGAAAAAUAUCUUUUA